Merops nubicus (carmine bee-eater) is the source of this 1419-nucleotide messenger RNA. Its product is annotated as F-actin-capping protein subunit alpha-1. The record is from RefSeq and is a predicted model, not a curated record. Gene Ontology annotation, biological process: actin cytoskeleton organization; barbed-end actin filament capping. Gene Ontology annotation, cellular component: actin cortical patch; F-actin capping protein complex. The annotation marks the transcript as partial. The transcript has 10 exons. NCBI's taxonomy places the organism in Eukaryota, Metazoa, Chordata, Aves, Coraciiformes, Meropidae. Gene Ontology annotation, molecular function: actin filament binding.
UUCCACACACCUGAAUUCUUCCACUACUCUGACAGCUCACGUACACUUCCAGCCAAACGCUGCAGGAAGGUGCGCAUAGCUGCAAAAUUCAUCACUCAUGCUCCCCCUGGAGAGUUCAAUGAGGUGUUCAAUGAUGUCCGGUUACUGCUUAACAAUGACAAUCUUCUCAGGGAAGGAGCAGCACAUGCAUUUGCACAGUAUAACAUGGACCAGUUCACUCCAGUGAAGAUAGAAGGGUAUGAUGAUCAGGUCUUAAUCACAGAACAUGGUGAUCUGGGCAAUGGCAGAUUUUUAGACCCAAGAAACAAGCUUUCUUUCAAGUUUGAUCAUUUAAGGAAAGAAGCCAGCGACCCCCAGGCCGAGGACACGGAGUCAGGAUUACGGCAGUGGCGAGACGCCUGCGACAGCGCGCUGAGAGCUUACGUGAAGGAUCACUACCCCAACGGCUUCUGCACUGUUUAUGGUAAAUCUAUAGAUGGACAGCAGACAAUUAUUGCCUGUAUUGAGAGCCACCAGUUCCAGCCCAAAAACUUCUGGAACGGUCGCUGGAGAUCAGAAUGGAAAUUUACCAUCACACCACCAACAGCUCAAGUGGCUGCAGUGCUCAAAAUCCAGGUUCAUUAUUAUGAAGAUGGCAAUGUUCAGCUGGUUAGUCAUAAAGAUAUUCAGGACUCUGUACAGGUUUCAAGCGAUGUCCAGACAGCUAAGGAAUUCAUUAAGAUAAUAGAAAAUGCAGAAAACGAGUACCAGACAGCCAUCAGUGAGAACUACCAGACCAUGUCAGACACCACCUUCAAGGCCUUACGCCGGCAGCUGCCCGUCACCCGCACCAAGAUCGACUGGAACAAAAUCCUCAGCUACAAGAUUGGCAAGGAAAUGCAGAACGCCUAACGAGGAGACCUGGGAAAUGUUUGUGUGCAAAAAAACAAAUGUGGUCCUAUGCCAAGUAGAUGGUUUCUAAACCAGUGCAGCAUUUUUUUUCUAGGGCUUUCAAAGUUAACAGGUUUUCUAGCCUCAGAGAGAACUGUGGAACAAAUAGUGUUGUCUUUGUGUUUUGUGUUUCCUGCCGCAUCAACUUCCUGCUGUGACCCCAUUCACUGGUAGGUCCUUUUAACUAAGCCACAUCCAUGGUUCAGGAGUGUAGCUGUUUUCAGUCACCGAUUGUACCGGUUGGAAAACUUCCUAGCUGGAAAAGCCCUACUCUAAAUAGAGCUGAGGGUGGGGAGCGUGCCCCUCGCCCGUACACAGCACUCCAGGUACUCCAGUAAGUUUGUCAGGCCUGCCAACAGCUCACGGCGCUCUGCUGCAAGGUGUAAUAAAUGCAAACAGAGUAAAUCCUCAUGUACCCUUACCACUGACCUCCACAAAGCAAAAGCCUACAGGCUUUGAUUUUACUAUAGAAAUGAGUUUACAAGAUCC